Photinus pyralis (common eastern firefly) is the source of this 2907-nucleotide messenger RNA. RefSeq lists its product as uncharacterized. NCBI's taxonomy places the organism in Eukaryota, Metazoa, Arthropoda, Insecta, Coleoptera, Lampyridae. The transcript has 2 exons. The coding region runs from base 1310 to 2629 and encodes 439 amino acids. The record is from RefSeq and is a predicted model, not a curated record.
UUACCACAUAAUAGAACAUAUAGUUAUAUAGUAAAUAGCUUGAAAUUAUUACAUCACCAAUAUAAACCUUUUAAAGAGCUUAAAUGGCUGUCUCUAUAACGGGUUCGGUGCCCUUUUUAAGUUUUUCUAUACAACUAAAAGAUUUAUAAGUGGUAGUGAUGUAAAUGUGUUAAGAAACAUUACAUCACCACCUUAUAAAACUGUUUGAAGUGGGAGGUGUUUCCGAAAAGUGAUAUAAGUGUUUACGUUACUUUUGUGUAACUGUUUCCUAGUGGUUGUGGUGACUUCCUAAUUACUAACCUGUGUAACUACUUGAUGUGCGCAUGUUGUAAAUUCUGUUCAGGUUUUCUCUUUUUCUUUAACGGAGUAUCAAUUUAGUGGAGACUUGUUGUUUCUGUCUCGCCGCGUGAUACUUGGUGUACUAAUUGUAACAUGGUUCCCUAAUGUAUAUUGGCAUGAUGAUCUAUAUUUUUUACACUUGGUGUUUUAUGUCCGUUGGCUAAAAAAAUAUGCCGACUCCACUUUAUCGACUCAAAUAUCAUUAUACCUCAAAAAAAUUUAAGCGCCCUUAAAAUGUAAUUGUUUUUGAGAAAAAAUAUAGGAGAUUUAGCUGCUCAGUUUUCACCAGUGGCGCGUUAUUUUUUAGUAACGAAACAGUGCAUAAAUGUAUGUAUAUUGUAGUAAAUAACUACUUAAUUUUUUCUACACGAAUGCUUUAUUUGAACAAUAGUGUUGCAAAAUUACACCUAAGAUAAUCUUUAAAGAAUUUUUGACUCAUUCUCACCUUGUUCAAUACCGAAAAAAAACUUUUUAUUACAUCUCCUCUUUAGAUUAGCACAAACAUAUACAUGUGUUUAUACAUCUUCUAGUAGGUAUCGUUAAUUUUUGUAAUUUUCCACACUACAUAUUACAAAUCUCGUAAACGUUAUUUCCGUACGAGCCGCCUAUGAAAGUCAUAAAUGAAAUGGAAUCCAUUUUCUAAUACACGUGUGUGUAGGUGCUGUUAUAUAAAUUGUAGUAACCUUAGGUUACCAAAAGUUUUAACAUCACUGAAAUAUCACCCUUGGAGAUAUAAGAGCCACAGCCGAGACUUAUAUACCCGUUUUAGAACCACUAGAUCAGCUGUUAUUGUUUACUAUUCUUUCUUUCUCCCUGUAUUAUCUCACUGCUGACUGCAGGUACCGCGCGUACUUAUCUAUAGUUUCAGUUCGCACUGUAAAAUUUCCUCACAUUCUUGGCUUCAAUUUCUUCUCCGCAAUCUUCAUCCCACCAUUCUUAUAUAGCUACUGUCGAUGUGUAUACAAAUAUAAUGCCAUUUAAAAUUGUGCAGACCGUGGAGCCAGGGAGAAGAGUGCCUAGCCUCAGUGUAGUCCCUGCAGCAUGGGAACAAGGCAACAUAUUAUAUUGGCCAAACUCCAAAAAAUUAUCGUUUAUAAAAACUUUAAUCGAAGACGGAGAUUCUCAGCCACAGGAAGGAUGGUUGGUACAAGAUUGUGUGAAAAAACGAGAUAACCUACUCUCAUAUGCAGCAGCCGAACUAGAAGUGGAAGAAAUGACGCGCUGCACCGACAGUGAUGUAGACACACUUGAUAUGCCUACAAAACGUCGUAUUAAAAGAAAAGAAGUUCCUCAAUUUGACUAUAAUGAUCUACUCGAAAAAGGAUUGCAGCCACAGCAAUGUGAGUUACCAAGACAACCUACAAAUAAGAAAAUUAAUGUUUUGGCUAGUGUACCAAUUUCCAAUAAACUGCAACAAACACAUAAUGUUACCAGCGACGAUGAUUUACAUAUAUAUCCCACUACUAGUUCUAAUGAAGAACAGCAGGAACCCAUGGAAACUAUUAAUCACCCUGUACCGUUAAAUGAGGUAUCGUACAAUUUGUUUGAUAAUGAAUCUGUAAAAUCAAUAUUAAUAAACCAAGAGACUAUGCUAGAGCGACAAGAGAAAAUAAUCAAGGAGUUAGCUGUGCAAAGAACUAUGCUAGAGUUUCUAUUAAAAAAUGAAAAUCAUGAGAAGAAUUCCUGUGUAAAUAUUGCUCAACCAGAUGAGAAAGAAAACAGUAUAUUUCCUUUGAUCACCCCAGAAGAUGUUCAACAGUUUGAAAUAAAUUUAUUGGACGUUCCUUUUAAAACAAAGGUUGUCAACAGUUUGUCCGGGAUCUGUGGAACGUCUGGGAAACUUAAAGGCAUUAAUUGUUGUUAUACUCUUGUGGACAAAGUGUUUAAAAGGCAAUUACUAACUAAAUAUUCGUGGGCAGGGGGAAGUCGGGAUACCGAAAGUAAACUUAGUUUUAAAACACUCACUAAUGUUCGACAUUUAUUUUAUGAAGUUGUCUUAAAAGCAGAUCAUAAUAUUUCAGAACUUGAGGUAGAAACUUUUUUUAAAAGCGUUAUAAAGAACGCAAAGAGACGAUUUGAAUUAAUUUCAACGAAUAAACCAAAAAGAACUUCACAUUCGAAAGAUCGUCCUGUAAAAUUAAAUUAUAAAAAACAAAAUUUCAAUGAACAGCAAGUUGAAGAAAUAUUAGAAGAGAAUGAAGAAAUAUUAGAAGAGAAUGAAGAAAUAUUAGAAGACAACGAAUUUGGACUGGAUGGAAACGAAUGCAACGAACAAAAUUCCACAUCAUAGAAAGUGUUUAUUAUAUUAAAAUGUGUGCAGUAGGGGUAUAAAUACAAAUGAACCCACAUCAGACCUAAGUGCUACCAUUUUACAUUUUACACUAGCUAAACUAUACAGUUGAGGAACAUGUUCUUGCUCAUUACAUGCAUAUAUACAUAAGUAUGAAGAGUUAAUAGGAGUCUGAAAAUAGCUCUCCUGAUAUUUCAAACUAGAACCAUAAAUUGAAACUGUGCCAUCAUUAUGCUCUAUGAUAUUCUUUACACAUAUUAUUUUUUCGUCUGUAGUUA